This is a messenger RNA of Penicillium brasilianum, 1704 nucleotides long. NCBI's taxonomy places the organism in Eukaryota, Fungi, Ascomycota, Eurotiomycetes, Eurotiales, Aspergillaceae. The record is from the annotation of a GenBank genome assembly.
CCCAUCCCCGCGGAGCUCUGACCUAGUCCCCCUCAGAUCAAUUUCGAUCUCCACUUUGAUCGUUUAAUCCUCUGAUUUUCCUCCCCCCCGUGAUGCGCCUCUUUUUUCUACCUACGCAUCUCCUGUGAGCUUGGAAUUUACUCGUUUCCUACCAUAAAUUUGAACUGGCAUGUCGCACAGUGGCUGACCGACGGACAAUCUGUGAAUUAAGCUUCCACUGCAUGUGCUGAUCAGGGGGGAAAGCUUUCGAGGCGGUACAACUACCCUGACAGUUUGAUCUGGUAUGCAUUUGCUUCGGAGCUGUGAAGGUUACAUAUGAAUCUUUUUCAAGCUGCGAAUGGGCAAAACAUUACGCUUCCUUCUCGCCUAUACAGAGGUCGCUUGGAGUGCUAGGCGUCAAGAUGCAUCAGCAACUAUACCUGGACACCCAGGUUGUUCAAAACCGGAACGAAAGAUACUCCUUUAUCGAAACUCCUCUGGAAAUGCAUGCUGGAAGUCAGCUUCCGGGGCCUUCAAUUCCACCUUUACCCGUGGACUCUGGUCUAGAUGUGCAGCCUCAGCAUGCGAUCAAUCAACCUCCGGUCUCGCCACCACUAGUACCAACGCACCCGUACCAGCACCAGCACCAGCAACAGCAGGAAGAACGAAUCCAAGCAGAUCGAUAUAUAUCAAAUGAGAAAGAGCAACAUCUUCAAGAGCAGGGCAUUAUUCCUACAUACUCCCAGUACCCUCCACCAGAACAUCAUCCGGCUUUCCAGGCUCCAUUCACAACUCCCCCAGGGCCGCAACAGUCUGUUCCAAUACCGCAAUAUGCCUAUACCAACCCCCCAAGCUCCCCGGGGCCAUUGCCGCUUAAAGUUCGCGAAGCACCCCAACGAAGCGAUACACUCUCAAUAGAACCCGAUACAAAUCCAUUGCAAUCACCCAAAAACACCUACUUCCCUCCACCCGCGACGCCUGCCUUGAACUCAUCGCAAGCCCCUCCCGUGGGCGACCUGAGCGCGUUUCAUCAGCCCGGACAAAUAAUGCAUCCGAAUCAGGAGGUACAAGGUGGAACGUGGACUCAUGGUUUAUGCGAUUGUUCGAAUAUCGGAACCUGCUGUGUGGGGAUUAUCUGUCCUUGUAUCUUGUAUGGAAAGACUCAGCAUCGUCUGACCAUGAAGUCCCGGAAAGAGGACCCGACUAAUAUGCUGGGAUAUGACACAUGCAAUGGGUCAUGUACUGCGAUGGCUUUGUUUUGCGGAUGUCAAUGGCUUCUGGCUACCAUCCAGCACACGAGGACGAGAAAAACGUAUGGAAUUGAAGGAGAUGUUUGUUCAGAUUGUGUUCGAGCAACGUGUUGCACGUGCUGCACUUUAAUUCAAGAUGAGAAGGAAUUUCAGCAACGAGAGGAGCGAAGGGGGAGAGCAGCCAGAGAGCGAGGCACGACUCUACUUUCGCCGUAUACAGCCCCCGGACCAAUGACUUACGGCCUUCCACCAAAAUGAAUGGGUGCAAUCACUUGAAUAUCUUUUCCCUUGCUGAAUACCCUAUGCAAAGUCUUGACUUUUUCCUUUACUCGUCAUGAUACGUUCCUCGCCAAUAUACUCACUGAAUUAUUUGCUGAGCGUCACCUGGCUAGCACAACCUGAGCAUAUGAGAGCCUAGCCACUGUAGCUAUCCUAAUAAUAAGCAACUUUCAUGUGACGGACGCUUGCUUCGGAA